GGGCGUGGCGAGGGGAGAACGCCCCGCACACCAAGCACGGCAGCCGGGCGAAGACCAGCUCUCGCCAUGAACACCGCCAGCGAUGUGUUCAAGUCGUUGGUCGUCGUCGCCCUGGCCGCCGGCAUGCUGAACGUGGCGUCCGGAGCGACGACAACCCCUGCAGCGGCGGCCCCCGCGUCCGGGACCACCGCGGCAGCCAACAACGCCGCCAUGAAGAACCUGAAAAAGCUGCUGUCGACGGUGGACCCGAACCAGCUGGCGGACGCCGUGACCCGCUUCAUCUACUGUGCGUCGCACCACCACAAGGCCCUGCAGAACGUCGUGACGCCCGCCCUGGCCGAGUGGAACGCGUGCGGCAGCAAGCAGCCGUCGGACUGGGAGGCGCAGGUCGCCUGCUUCCUCAAGAGCGCCAACAACCUGGCCACCUUCGUGGCGCUCGGCCACCAGAUCAGCAGCAUCGCGGGGUGCUUCGUGGGCGCCAACGCGACUGACGUGCUGUGCGUGAAGAAGGUGCAGAAGAGCGAGGAGUGCGCCAACAUGUGCACGGAGUCGCACUCCUCGCAGUCCGAGACCGCCGUCAUCGCCGUGGUCGCGGUGCCGCCCACCGUCAGGAAGGACGACUGCAAACUGACAAGCAAAGGCGGCGUCACGCCAGCCAACUCCAACCUCACCGCCUCCCUCGACUUCACCAUGAAGGUGCUGCAGUGCCUACCCUCCUACUUCGGCGACUCGUACCAGCACCUCCUGGAGCACAUCAAGUUGAUCAACACCUGCACGCAGCAGUACGAGGACAACUGGUACAACUGGGCUAAGUGCGUGGUGGAGGCCCACGACAUCAAGCUCGUCUCGCCUUACUUCGUCAAGAGCCGGCAGACGGUGGCGUGCGUCAUCGGCGGGGACAUCCCCGCGCAGACGGUGUGCGUCCGCAACGUGAAGAACGCCGAGGAGUGCCGGUCGUGCGGCGGCCAGGACCUGCAUCCCGUCGAGUCCGUGCCGCCCCUGGGCGCCACCAACAACUGCGUGUAGCUCGCGGGCCGUCGUCGGAAAAGGGUUGAAACAAAUGAAAACGAAAUCGAUGAAAACUGUUGGACGCCACGAGUGCGAGUGAGGUUCAGCCGCCGCCUCGCUCCGCCUCGCGCCGCCUGCAGGCCGGCAGGUAGGCAUCCCUGCCGGCAGGGAAGCAGUGACGCUCGCGGGGUUGCCUAUCACAGGCGCUCCAGGCGCCCUCGCUGUGACAGUGACCCCGGCUGCAGUGCAGACACUCUCAGACGGGUGAUCGGCAGGGGUCAAGACCCCCUCUGUCACCAACGUCAUCCUGCUGCGACACAUCCCGGAGAUAAACGAAGUUCCCGUCAGAAAUAAAGGCAAACCAGGCGGCAGACGGCAUCAA
Molecule: messenger RNA, 1390 nt
Organism: Thrips palmi
Lineage: Eukaryota; Metazoa; Arthropoda; Insecta; Thysanoptera; Thripidae
Exons: 6
Coding region: 67-1026 (319 amino acids)
Source: RefSeq, a predicted model, not a curated record